UAAAACCGUACCCUCGUCAUUAAUGACGUUUCACUGACAUGUCGAAGGAAUCAAUUUAUCGACGUUCCACCGCCAACUUUCCUCCUCCAUUCAUAAUGAAACACAAACUUCCUCGAAGGGUGCAAAGUAAACGCAGAGAAUAACUUUCGUUCUCCCUUCUCGAUUGCGAAAUGAGAAAAUCGGGCGACGCAAGCGCGUCGUUUAGUUUACCUUCGAACCGUCGUCGGACGAUUUAGUGUUGGAACGAGCAUUCAAGCAUCAAACAUGCAAAACUCAAAGCUGAACGUCGAAACGUCUCGUCCAACAGACAACAAGCACGAGGAACACGUGAAUCUGAGUAUCCAAUGGAACCAUUGGUUUCUAAGGCCCAUCGGCCUCUGGCCGUAUUCAAGUUCAAGGUUCGAACAGUACCUCUACUGGCUCAUAAAUGUCAUCUGUUACAGUCUUCUCAGUUUUCGCUUGAUAUCCUGCAUUUUGUUCAUGUACUACGAGGUGAGAGAUACGUACAUCAUACUGAAACAAUCCGGCCCGUUGAUUUUCUGCGUGAUGGGCAUCAUGAAAUACUGCACGUUGAUCGAUCACAAGGCCGACAUCAACGAGUGCGUGGAACAAAUCAAAUUGGACUGGAGAAACACGACGAACGACAAGGAUCGCGAGAUCAUGAUAGCGAACGCGAAUUUCGGACGAAAACUGGCGAUCCUCUGUACCUUCUUCACGUACAGCGGCUUCAUAUUUUACAAUAUCGUUAUACCUAUCAGCCGGGGCAAAGUAACGGCCAAAGAUACGAAUAUCACCUUCAUACCGCUGGUGUUCCCUGUAUCGAAAUACGCUGAUGCACUCCGCAGCCCCAUGAACGAGAUCAUUUUCUCACUCCAAGUGAUGGGUAGCUCCCUGAGCUAUAGCGUAGCGUCGGCGGCUUGCAGUUUAGCGGCUGUCCUCGCGGUUCACACUUGCGGUCAAAUGCAGGUGGUGAUGAACUGGCUGAAUCAUCUGAUCGACGGCCGAUCGGACAUGAGCAAACGCGUGGACGGCAGAGUCGGCAACAUCGUCAGACAACAUGUUCGAAUCCUGAAAUUUUUGACGCUUACAGAAAAAACGCUGCAACAGAUUUCUUUCAUCGAGUUCCUGGGAUGCACGUUGAUCAUAUGUCUGAUCGGAUAUUACCUGAUCGUGGAAUUAACGUCGAAUGAUGUCACGAGCGUCGUUACUUACGUGAUUUUAUUUAUAUCAUUUACAUUCAAUAUUUUCAUAUAUUGUUAUAUAGGCGAGAUUGUUGCUGAAGAGUGUAGGAAAAUCGGCGAAAUCUCGUACAUGAUCGAGUGGUAUCGAUUGUCAGGAAACAAGAAAUUGUGUUGCAUUUUGAUCAUCGCCAUGUCGAAUUGCUCAGUACAAUUAACAGCUGGAAACAUCGUGAAACUGUCUAUAAGCACUUUUUCAGAAGUGGUCAAAACGUCGUUUGCUUUCUUGAAUGUACUACGUACGGUGACAUACAAUUAAACUUUAUUUUUAUUGUAAUCUGAUGUAGAAUUUGUUAUAACAAUUAAUG
Molecule: messenger RNA, 1546 nt
Organism: Frieseomelitta varia
Lineage: Eukaryota; Metazoa; Arthropoda; Insecta; Hymenoptera; Apidae
Product: odorant receptor 85b-like
Exons: 5
Coding region: 265-1497 (410 amino acids)
Biological process (GO): sensory perception of smell; detection of chemical stimulus involved in sensory perception of smell
Cellular component (GO): plasma membrane
Molecular function (GO): olfactory receptor activity; odorant binding
Source: RefSeq, a predicted model, not a curated record